GCCCUGUCCCAACGCUCAGGCCUUCCCGCUUGCAGCAAACUUCCUCUUCCCCCCUCCCCAUUUCCAAGCAGGAGGGUGACGCCUCCCGUGCCCGGCUCCCCGUCAGUGCUGCAGACGGCGCAAGCACCGCAGCCAACAUGCAGGCAGUGUGGGUGAUGCUCAUCUGCCUGGCUGCAAUGCCAGGGGCCAGUGCCAGUACCUGCAAGGGCAUUGCAGCAAUCCCAGGACUCCCCGGUGUGCCGGGACGGCCCGGCUCCAAUGGCAGAGAUGGCGAGAACGGCCAUAAGGGAGAGAGAGGUCCGCCCGGCCAGACGGAGGAUCAAGCGGAGCUGGGGGAGAAAGGAGACCCAGGACUCCCAGGCUUCCCUGGGAAAGUCGGCCCCAAGGGCCCUGCCGGUUCUAGGGGUGCUCCGGGCCCCAGAGGUGCCCCUGGACGCAAGGGCGAAUCCGGGGACUACAAGACAUCCCUCAAAUCGGCCUUCUCAGCUUCCAGGACCAUUAACAUGCUCCCCCGCCGGGACCAGCCCAUCCGCUUCGACCGCGUCAUCACCAACGAGAACGGCCACUACGAGAACAGGUACGGCCGCUUCACCUGCAAGAUCCCGGGGCUCUACUACUUCACCUACCACGCCACGUCCAGGGGCAACCUCUGCGUCAACAUCAAGAAGGGCAAAGGGAACCGGGGGGAGAAGGUGGUGACCUUCUGCGACUACGUGCACAACACCUACCAGGUCACCACGGGCGGCGUGGUGCUGAAGGUGAAAGCAGACGAGUCCGUCUGGCUGGAGCCCACCGAGAAAAACUCCCUGGUGGGAAUCGAAGGGGCCGACAGCAUCUUUUCGGGGUUCCUGCUCUUCCCCGACAACUAGCAGCCCCGGGAGGGUCAGUCGUGGGCUCCCCAUGGCAUAUGCAUCAGCCAAACUAUCUGCUCUGCAGCCUGCUAAGACCCUGCCGGGCACCGCGCAGGCUGGAGACCCAGGCUGUGCUCCGAGCUGCGCGGGGUGCUCCGUUUGCCAGGCCCAUUGCACCAGGCUCUGCAUCGUGUUGUGUUGUGCACCCGUCUCACUGCUUGGACUUGCUCCUGGCUCAUCCUCUGCUUCAGCAAGCAGCUUCACAGCAGCGAUUGUGGAAACCACCGCCCCAGGAGAGCUAUUGCAGAGUCUCAGUGCAAUGCCCGCGACUCCUGAGGUGGUUCAUCCUCUCAGCCCAUCUCGAGGGGACCAGUGGGCACUGUGCAGUGGACUGCAUCAUUUGUUGGGGAGGGGUGGCCCACUCGGCUGUGCCGGCUGCUUUUUCCGCUAUAGCGCCUUGCUGAUGCUUGCAUGCUUGCAGCCACGGCGGUGUGCUUCCGGUCAGACUCCCCUGAGCUCCUGCCUGGCACGGUGCUUCAAAGCAAGCCCUCUGCAUAAUGCUGACCUUUGCAGUGCAGAAAUGCCACCUUCCUUGACCAAGGUCAAGGCGUCUCUGGCCUGGAGCCAGCCUGGGCAGUGCUGUGAGAGGCUCGUUCUCCAGUCCAGAGAAGGAUUCUCCACCCCUCCUCAGCCUGCAGCUUUCAUUUGGCUUCUUCUUGCUCCUGGCAGAUGCUACCCUUUCAAAUAAGGAAAACCAGUAACAGCGAAGGGUCCCAGAAGGUCUAGCCAGGUGGGAGUCCUUCUGGCAAUGGGGAUUACCCAUCAUGAAUGCCAGUGUGAAAGUCAUGGGACAGUAGGAAAAGACCACACCAUCAGAGCCCGUGGUGGACAUUUAGAGGCCCCCUCCAUCCCCUGCCUCUCUGGACGUAGCGAGACCUGGCUGUGAUGUACUCAGGCCUUUGCGCUGCAGGGCAGUGAUGUGAACAGGUGUAAGGCGCAGUCCCCAGGAGGGACCAAGCCCGGGAACAACGUGGGACUGGGACUCGGAAAGAUCUGGAUUUUGCUUAUCAGCUGAUCCUGAGGAUGCUGAAUGAAGCGGGCCUGACACCGUGCGGCUCCCUGCCGCAGCCGGCAGGAGAGAGGAAGUCUCCGGCUCUGCCACGUCCGUGAGGACACAAGUAGGCCCUGGCCAGCACGGUGCUGGGUCCCUGCUGUCUUCUUGCAGCUGGUGCUGCUGUCCCGGGGGUUGCGCAUGCUAACGUGGGUCUCAUUCUUUGCCAGGGCCCCUGCUGAGCAAAGCUAGUCAAUAAAUGCAAUGUUUGCUAUUGA
Molecule: messenger RNA, 2180 nt
Organism: Alligator mississippiensis (American alligator)
Lineage: Eukaryota; Metazoa; Chordata; Crocodylia; Alligatoridae
Gene: C1QB
Product: complement C1q B chain
Exons: 3
Coding region: 138-869 (243 amino acids)
Molecular function (GO): protein binding
Source: RefSeq, a predicted model, not a curated record